Messenger RNA from Naegleria gruberi, 950 nucleotides. RefSeq names its product splicing factor 3a, subunit 2. The record is from RefSeq and is a predicted model, not a curated record. Gene Ontology annotation, molecular function: nucleic acid binding; zinc ion binding. Gene Ontology annotation, biological process: spliceosomal complex assembly. Gene Ontology annotation, cellular component: catalytic step 2 spliceosome; U2 snRNP; U2-type prespliceosome. Lineage: Eukaryota; Heterolobosea; Eutetramitea; Acrasida; Naegleriidae. The transcript has a single exon. The coding region runs from base 1 to 777 and encodes 258 amino acids.
AUGUUUCGUGAUUUUGGCAGCAAGGCAGGCAGUGGUGGGCAACAAAGUGCCUCCUUGGCCAAUGUUGAUCGGAGAGAAAGACAAACUCAACUAGCAUUGGAAAAUAUUGAUUUGGAAAAGGAUCCAUACAUUAUGAAAAAUCACAUUGGAAAAUAUGAAUGUAAAUUAUGUUUAACCCAACACAAUACAAUUGGAAACUAUAUGGCUCACACGCAAGGAAGAAGACACAAAUAUAACUUACACAAGAGAAUUGCUGCGGAUCAAAAGGAUACACCAAUCAAGGGAAUCCAAAAGCAAGAGAAAAUGUUUAAAAAGACAUUAAAAAUUGGAAGACCUGGAUAUACAGUCUCCAAGAAAAUUAAUCCAGAAACUAAGCAAAAAUCUCUCAUCUUUGUGAUACAAUACCCUGAAAUUGAUAAAGAGUUACAACCUAGGUUUAGAAUAAUGAGUUCAUAUGAACAAAAACAGGAACCCCCAAAUCCAAAAUAUCAAUAUUUAUUAUUUGCUGCGGAUCCAUACGAAACAAUUGCUUUCAAAAUUCCAAACAAACCAAUCGAUAGAGGUGAAGGUAAAUUUAUAACAGAGUGGGAUAAAGAUACCUAUUCCAUGACACUAAAGUUGCACUUCCAAAAAGAAGACCAAAAACAAAUUCCAAAGAUUCCUCCUCCUUCUGCAAAACUUCCUCCUCCACCUUCAAGUUUAGGUACAAGGAAACUAGCAUUACCUGGCAAGGUUAUUCCUCCACCUCCAAUUAAUGCACCACUCCGAAAGCAAUAAUUAAUCUCUAGUUUUUACUACAUUUUGUUUGAAUUGUUGGAAAGUUCUUGUUAAUGAUGUUAAUUCCUUGUUGAUGUUUUGUAUUUCAGUUUCAAUCUUUUCCUUGUCUGUCCUUUUUUCUAAUUUCACUUCAUCAGCCUUUCUCAGAAAAUAAAUAUUACUUUUUUGUGUGU